Messenger RNA from Penicillium malachiteum, 750 nucleotides. RefSeq names its product DJ-1/PfpI family protein. The transcript has a single exon. Bases 1 to 750 code for a protein of 249 amino acids. The record is from RefSeq and is a predicted model, not a curated record. NCBI's taxonomy places the organism in Eukaryota, Fungi, Ascomycota, Eurotiomycetes, Eurotiales, Aspergillaceae.
AUGUCGAACGCAUCUCCGAGAACAAACUACAAGGUUGCCGUACUGGUCUACGAGGGUGCCAGUAUCCUUGAUUUUACGGGUCCGAUGCAAGUCUUGUCGCAUGUCUCGCCGAAUCAUCAAAAGGGCGACUUGAGCCCAAUCCCUAUCUUCAAAAUCAAGACAGUCUCACAGAAUCCAUUGAUUCACUUGUCAAGGUCGAUAAAUAUUGAGCCCGAUAUCUUGCUACCAAGUGUGAGGGAUAAUAUCAAAGAUUUUGAUAUUUUGAUCGUACCCGGUGCUCCUAUGUCAGUAAUCCGACGCAUGAUUCAAAACAACGCAUCUCCGGAACUAGACUUGAUUCGUCGCUAUACUACUACAGAAUCUGACAGACCUCGACUUCUUCUUUCCGUUUGUACUGGGGCAUUUCUAUUGGGUGCAUCUGGUCUCCUUUCCGGGCUCACAGUGACAACUCACUAUCGAGCUUUAGAUGAACUGAGAGAUCUGUGCUCAGCUCUCGAGGACUUGAAACAAGGGAAAGUCUCGACAAAUGUGGUACAUCGACGGUUUGUCGAUGCUGGGAGUUUGAAGGGAACGAAAGUACAGAUCAUUACUUCUGGUGGUAUAAGUGCUGGUAUUGAUGCAGCGUUCUAUAUUGUGUGCAAGUUACUGGGUGCAGAAGCUGCAUCAUCUGCAUCGCGCGACAUGGAAUAUGGAUGGAUGGAGGUACAAGACGUGGAUUGGCCGAGGAAGUUUCACUGUUCUCUAGAUUGA